Solea solea (common sole) is the source of this 2666-nucleotide messenger RNA. RefSeq names its product nuclear receptor subfamily 4 group A member 1-like. Gene Ontology annotation, biological process: regulation of transcription by RNA polymerase II; cellular response to corticotropin-releasing hormone stimulus. The coding region runs from base 114 to 1883 and encodes 589 amino acids. The record is from RefSeq and is a predicted model, not a curated record. Gene Ontology annotation, molecular function: nuclear glucocorticoid receptor binding; RNA polymerase II cis-regulatory region sequence-specific DNA binding; nuclear receptor activity. NCBI's taxonomy places the organism in Eukaryota, Metazoa, Chordata, Actinopteri, Pleuronectiformes, Soleidae. The transcript has 7 exons. Gene Ontology annotation, cellular component: transcription regulator complex; nucleus.
CCCAGUGUGAGUGUUUGAAUGAGCGUGUUUGCUGCCACAGGUGUCACACACUAGACUCUCUGCUUUGGAAUAAAUGAAAAGCUUCAAAAUCUGGAUAUUUACAUGAAUUAGCGAUGCCCUGUGUACAAACCCAGUAUGCUUCCCUGCCCCAUGACAACUACUUCAGCUCUGAGUUCUUGAAUCCUGACCUCAGUGCCAAACUGAUGAUGGACAUCAGUGGCCAGAAGGACCAGCUGUCUACAUCGUUGUUGCCCAGCAUCAACACCUUGGUGGGAAAUGGCUAUGUGGGGGAGUUUGAUGCCUAUUCCUGCAAGAUUACCACGUCUCCGCCGGCCUCUACCAUUCCCUUCAAUCAUGCCAUGGCAGAUGAAAGCCCCAGCCCUCAGAUGCAGAACCAAGCCUUCAAGCUGGACGAUCUCCAGGUAUAUGGCUGUUACCCCGGCUCCUUCGCGUUCAGCUGCCUCGAUGAAACACUGUCGUCGUGUGGCUCUGACUACUAUGGCAGCCCGGUUUAUGCUGCUGCUUCUCCUGCAACACCAGGCUUUCAGACACAGUCUGCACCGUCCUGGGAUUCCCCUUUCAGCCCCUACCCACCGGCCCCUCCCUCCUCUGUGGCCGAUAAGGCCCCCAUGGCUCAGCAGCUCUCCUUUUUCACCUUCAGCCCCACGCCGGAACAGCACUCGCCCUUGGGGCAGCAUCAGGAUGCUCCGUCAGGACAGGACGACCCUUUCUUCUUGUCUCACCAGCAACAUGUCUCUCCACUUCAUUGUCCCCCCAUGUCUCUGGAUCAUGGGCCUCUGGAAAGCCCCAGGAUAGUAGAGGGGACAAUGAUGUCCCCCAAAACCCAGAAUGCAGGAUCCAGUGAGGGGCGCUGUGCUGUCUGUGGCGACAAUGCUUCCUGUCAGCACUACGGAGUCCGCACAUGUGAGGGCUGCAAAGGUUUCUUCAAGCGAACUGUGCAGAAAAAUGCAAAGUAUGUGUGCCUUGCUAACAAAGACUGUCCGGUGGACAAGAGGAGGAGAAACCGCUGCCAGUUCUGCCGUUUCCAGAAAUGUCUCACAGUGGGAAUGGUCAAAGAAGUUGUUCGCACAGACAGCCUCAAAGGCCGCCGGGGUCGUCUGCCAUCCAAACCCAAGACUGUGGCUGAGGCUUCGUCCACAACACCCAGUGUCAACAUCAUAUCCUCGCUCGUCAGGGCUCAUUUAGACUCUAACCCUACCACUGGAAAGCUCGACUACUCCAAAUACCAGGAGAAUGUGGACAACCCCAAAGAAAAGGAGGAUGCUGGAGACGUCCAGCAAUUUUAUGACCUUCUGACUGGUGCUAUGGAUGUGAUCAGAAAAUGGGCUGAAACGAUCCCAGGAUUCACAGACUUCUGCACAGAAGACCAGGAGCUGCUCCUUGAAUCUGCCUUCGUUGAACUCUUCAUACUCCGACUUGCUUACAGGUCAAAUCCAGAGAAGAACAAGUUGAUCUUCUGCAACGGUGUGGUCCUCCACCGACUGCAGUGCGUUCGCAGUUUUGGUGACUGGAUUGACUCCAUCAUGGAUUUCUCCCUCAGUCUUCACCGCAUGAAAUUAGACGUCUCCUUGUUUUCCUGCCUUGCGGCGCUUGUUGUCAUCACUGAUCGCCAUGGACUCAAGGAGCCCAAACGGGUCGAGGACUUUCAGAGUCAUCUCAUCACUUGUUUAAGGGAACACUUAAGUGGAUCAGAUAUGACCAGGACCCAACCCAACUAUCUUUCUCGUCUUCUGGGCAAACUUCCCGAACUGAGAACUCUGUGCACACAAGGCCUGCAGCGCAUCUUUUACCUGAAACUGGAGGACUUGGUCCCUCCUCCACCAAUUGUGGAGAAAAUCUUUAUGGAUACUCUGCCCUUCUGAAAAAAAACAAGCGUUUAAUAUGUAAAGACUGAUUUACACACAAAAACUGUGAGGCCCUGAACUCUGCUGGUGAACCUCCUUCUAGCACACUGACCCGUGUGCUGAGAGACCAUUAUUUUUCUAACAUCACAUCUUAAAAUUUUAUAUAGUACCUGUGUGAGUACUACAUAAACAGUUAUUUCAGUGUCAGACAGAACUGGAAUGGUAUAAGCACUUCUGGACACAGUUUAUAUAUAUUAUAUUUUUGGGUGCAUUUGUAAAAUGACGAUAUUGCUGUGCUGUAGAUGUGAAUGUUGCUAUGCAGCUAAAGAGACAAGGGUAUUUGGGUAGAUGCAAUGUAGUGUUACAUGCUCGGAAACACACUAAUUUCUUAAAAAGCGUGUUGUUACUUUUUUUAAAAUGACUUUAGUCCUGUUUGUUAAAAAGAAAAAAACAACUGUGGAGUCCUACUUUAUUUGUUAAUAAUUCCCCUUCCUUGUGCCACAAAUGAUAGUUUUAGUCAUAAUCUUUCUCCUGUGGAAGGUCUCGGACCAAAGUUUACUCUUAUUUUGAUAGAUUCAGUUUCAAACCUUAUUGCCUUAAAACCAAGCAAAAUGUUCCACCAUAACUCUUGUGCUGCCACCUUGUAAAGGCUGAUGCUGGCAGAGCUUCUGCUCAGCUGCGUUUCCCUGUAAUAACGUACUUCUCUGGCUUUUGAGAACUAAAUUUGACUUGUUGAAUGAAAACGCAAAGUGCCUUUUAUAAAGCCAUAGUUUGUGAAUCACAUUUGUGAAUCAAUUUUUA